Castor canadensis (American beaver) is the source of this 4315-nucleotide messenger RNA. RefSeq names its product phosphodiesterase 4A (gene Pde4a). The record is from RefSeq and is a predicted model, not a curated record. Gene Ontology annotation, molecular function: 3',5'-cyclic-nucleotide phosphodiesterase activity. NCBI's taxonomy places the organism in Eukaryota, Metazoa, Chordata, Mammalia, Rodentia, Castoridae. Gene Ontology annotation, biological process: signal transduction.
CACUUCUGAGCUUUUUGCAGGUAAAUUCAUGAAUUAGAUAUUCUUAUUAUGCCCAUUUUACAGCUGGGAAAACUGAGGCUCAGUGAAAUGAAGUGAUUUGCCCAAGGCUAACUGGCUAAGAAGUGUCACAAGACCAGACUCAAACCCAAGUCACCUGACUCUGGGAAAGGUAUUUCAGAGGUGAGAUCCUCAAAUAGAUUCAACCCCUUUUUCAAUUUAAAACAAGCUUCUCCCCCUUUGCAAAUGCAAGGAGCCACAGACAGCUGGAAUUAUAAUCAGCUGGCUGGCUUUGUUCCUAGGUCUUGAACCUUCUCAGUCUCAGUUUUCCUCAUCUGUGAAAUGGGAUAAUUCCUGCCUCACAGCAUUAUAGUAGGUGGACAUGGAGAGUUGCACCUCUUGUGUGUGUAGUACUGGGCUUGCCACUACAGGGAAGUUGGGUUUGGGGGGUAAAACAUGAGGUACGGGAAACCCAUUUAAAGAGUGCCUUUGGGACUCAAGGAUUGGAGGGAAUGGGGGUGUCUUAAGGGCAUUUUGGCAAACUCAGGGUUUCUAGGGGCAGAUUAAGAAGUAUAUGACAAGUUUCAUGAGUUGGGGUGUCCCGUGACUGUGGGUACCUCUUAGAUUCUGGCACAGCCUGGGCCAUCCCCAGAGCUAUGGAGAAAUCUACUGGUGUCCUUGGAGUCUGUGGCACCUCAGGAAUUUGGUGGCAUCUCACCUAGGUGUGAAGUCACCCUUGAUGAGUUGGGGUCUUGGCACUUGUGGGUACGUUUCAGGGGUACUGUGCAAGCACUCAGGACCUGAAAGACAUUUGAGGGACUAUGGAGACGUUCCUGGGGUCUGGGAAGGACUCUAGGAUUUGAGGGACCCACAAUUGAUCUGUGGGAAUGGCUCUGUGCCUGUGGGUGGCUUUUAGGGGUGUCUGCAUGACUCAGGGAUGAUGGGGUGCUCCAUGGAAGAGCUGUGAUGGUGGUCUUGAAAUCCCAGGGUCUCUCUGGUGGGCUGUGAACACCACUGGGGUUUGUGGGUGCAUCCUGGGACUCUUGAGGUGCACCUGGCAUUUUGGAAAAAUGGGGACAUCUGGGGAACUGUGACAGUGCCCCGAGGUCUAUGAAGACCUCUAAGAGCACGUCUGAUUUUGGGGGAGAACCUAGGGACACCCCUGGGGUCUGUGCAGAUGGCUCUUUCAGGGUAAGUGAGGGCGAUGCAGUCCUGUGGGAACACUCAGACAUUUGGGGGUUUUCGGAGAUGCUUCCGGCCACCGUGGGGGACAUCGAGGGACUGCAGGGCGUCCCCGCGGCUGCGGUUUGGGCGCCCCAUGCCCGCGGGCCCCGCCCCAGGGGCGGCCCCAGCGCGAAGCCGGAAGGGCCGAGGCGGCCCGGGGCGGGUGCGGCCCGCGGGCCCCAGGGCUGGGCGCCGGCCUGCGAGGCCCGGGGUGGGCGGUGCCGCUCCCCAGCCCCGCGACCCCGCGGCCAUGGCGCGGCCACGUGGCCUGGGCCGCAUCCCCGAGCUGCAGCUGGCGGCCUUCCCGGCGGCGGCGGGGGCCGAGGACGAGGCCUUCCUGCCCGAGCCCCCAGCCCCGCGCAUGUCCCGCCGCCCACGAUCGCCACCCUCGUCGCCCGUCUUCUUCGCAAGUCCGUCCCCAACUUUCCGCAGGCGCCUCCGGCUGCUCCGCACCUUCCAGGAUUCUGGGCGCCAGGCGUGGGCCGGCUUCGAGGCAGAAAAUGGGCCGACGCCGUCACCUGGCCGCAGCCCCCUGGACUCGCAGGCGAGCCCGGGGCUCGUGCUGCAUGCCGGGGCGGCCACCAGCCAACGCCGGGAGUCUUUUCUCUACCGCUCCGAUAGCGACUAUGACAUGUCACCCAAGACCAUGUCCCGGAAUUCAUCGGUCACCAGCGAGGCGCACGCCGAGGACCUCAUCGUAACACCUUUUGCCCAGGUGCUGGCUAGUCUCCGUAGUGUUCGAAGCAACUUUUCACUCCUAACCAAUGUGCCCAUUCCGAGCAACAAGCGGUCCCCGCUGGGCGGCCCAGCCCCUGUCUGCAAGGCCACGCUCUCAGAGGAGACGUGCCAGCAGUUGGCCCGGGAGACGUUGGAGGAGCUGGACUGGUGCCUGGAGCAGCUGGAGACCAUGCAGACCUACCGUUCUGUCAGCGAGAUGGCUUCGCACAAGUUCAAGAGGAUGCUGAACCGGGAGCUCACACACCUGUCUGAAAUGAGCAGGUCGGGGAACCAGGUCUCAGAGUACAUUUCCACAACAUUCCUGGAUAAACAAAAUGAAGUGGAGAUUCCAUCACCCACCAUGAAGGAGCAAGAAUCACAGGAAAUGCCACGACAGAGAUCUUCCCAGCAGCCCCCGCCCCCGGUACCUCAGUUCCAGCCCAUGUCACAGAUCACGGGGGUGAAGAAGUUGACGCACGGCAGCGGCCUGAACAAUGCCAACAUCCCACGCUUUGGGGUGAAGACAGAGCAAGAGGAGCUCCUGGCCCAAGAGCUGGAGAACUUGAGCAAGUGGGGUCUGAACAUCUUUUGCGUGUCUGAUUAUGCCGGAGGCCGCUCGCUCAGCUGUAUCAUGUACACAAUAUUCCAGGAGCGGGACCUGCUGAAGAAAUUCCGCAUCCCUGUGGACACAAUGGUGACGUAUAUGCUGACCCUGGAAGACCACUACCACGCUGAUGUGGCCUAUCACAACAGCCUGCACGCGGCCGACGUGCUGCAGUCCACUCACGUGCUGCUGGCCACACCUGCGCUGGACGCGGUGUUCACGGACCUGGAGAUUCUUGCGGCACUCUUUGCAGCUGCCAUCCACGAUGUGGACCACCCCGGGGUCUCCAACCAGUUCCUCAUCAACACCAAUUCGGAGCUGGCACUCAUGUACAACGACGAGUCGGUGCUCGAGAACCACCACCUGGCUGUGGGCUUCAAGCUGCUGCAGGAGGAAAACUGCGACAUCUUCCAGAAUCUCAGCAAGCGCCAGCGGCAGAGCCUGCGCAAGAUGGUCAUCGACAUGGUGCUGGCCACGGACAUGUCCAAGCACAUGACACUCCUGGCUGACCUGAAGACCAUGGUGGAGACCAAGAAAGUGACCAGCUCGGGGGUUCUCUUACUAGACAACUACUCUGAUCGCAUCCAGGUUCUUCGGAACAUGGUGCACUGUGCAGACCUCAGCAAUCCCACCAAGCCACUGGAGCUGUACCGCCAGUGGACUGACCGAAUCAUGGCUGAGUUCUUCCAGCAGGGUGACCGGGAACGUGAGCGUGGCAUGGAGAUCAGCCCCAUGUGUGACAAGCACACGGCCUCUGUGGAGAAGUCUCAGGUGGGUUUCAUUGACUACAUAGUGCACCCAUUAUGGGAGACAUGGGCGGACCUCGUCCACCCAGAUGCCCAGGAGAUCUUGGACACAUUGGAGGACAACCGGGACUGGUAUUACAGUGCUAUUCGACAGAGCCCGUCACCACCGCUGGAAGAGGAGCCAGGGGGGACAGGCCACCCAGCCCCACCUGAUAAAUUCCAGUUUGAGCUGACAUUGGAGGAGGAAGAAGAGGAGGACAUGUCCACAGCCCAGGAUGUACUGGAAGUGCAGAGACUGACCACGGCCAAGGAACCAGUUCCAGUCACAGAUGAGCUGACGGCCCAGGAUGUAUCCCAAGCUGAGGACUGGUUCAAGGUCAAGGGCAAGGACUACCCAGAGGUGGAGGUAGAGGAAGUGGAUUUGGCACAUGAAGCAGACUCAUGUGGUGUGUGUGUGGGUCAGGAUGAAACCACGUCCCCAGAGGAGUCCAUGGUUGCUGUAUGCUUUGGCAGCCCCUCUGGCCUGUCCCUUGGAAGUCCCCUUCUGCCUGCACUGAGGACCCUGUCCACUACAGAGGAGGCCCCGGGCCUCCCGGGCCUCCCCUCCACGGCGGCCGAGGUGGGGGCCCAAAAAGACCAUCAGGCUGCCAAGAGGGCUUGUUGUGGCUGCUCGGGGACACCAGGGGAGGACCCCGCCCUCCUCCCGGCUUCCGGUGGGUGGGAGCCAUGUGGCGACCCCACCUGAGUGCCAGCUCCCUCCCCCGUGGCUCUGCCUGCCCCUCCCCCCCUGCUCCCCACUGCCCACCUCCUCCUCCUCCGCUCCAAAGACUCUUGGCCCUCGUGAGAAAAAAGAAAAUGGAAAAGCGGGGAAUUUUCUCUUUUCUUUUUUUCUCCUUUCCCCCCACCCCCAUCCAUGGGGCCUUUUGGUGGUGGGCGGGGCUGGGGAUUGAGGGGCUCAGGUCCCAGAAGGGAUUUUAUUUUUUGAAUUUUAAUUGUAACAUUUUUAGAAAAAGAACAAAAAAAAAAA